AUGGGAGGUCAUAACGAUAGCAAGACAACUUCACCAAUGGAAGAGGAGGUUGAGUUACUGCGUAAGAUCGCAGCCAAGAAGCAAGCAGAGGGUUUGCGUAUCGUUUUCAUCGGACCACCAGGUUCCGGUAAGGGUACACAGGCACCAAUCAUCAAGGAUGAGUACUGCGUAUGUCACUUGUCCACCGGUGACAUCUUGCGUGCCGCCAUCGAAGCUGGUACCGAUGCCGGUAAGAAGGCUAAAGUCGUCAUGGAUCAAGGAGGUUUGGUUCCAGACGAUUUGGUCGUCGACAUGAUCAAAGAUAACUUAGAGAAACCAGCUUGUGCUAACGGUUUCAUUUUAGACGGUUUCCCAAGAACCGUUGUUCAAGCUGAAAAACUUGAUGCAAUGUUGGAACAAGACAAAAAGAAGAUCGAUCAUGUUUUGGAUUUCUCUAUUGAUGACUCACUGCUGGUACGUAGAAUCACCGGUAGAUUGGUUCAUCCAGCGAGUGGAAGAAGUUAUCACAAGGAAUUCUUCCCACCCAAGGAAGAGAUGAAGGACGACAUCACUGGAGAACCAUUGAUUCAACGUUCCGACGAUAACGAGGCAGUGUUGACAAAGAGACUCGCCACAUUCCACGCCAAUACCACACCAGUACUCUCUUACUACAAGAAACAAGGUAUUCUCUCAACAAUCGACGCAUCCAAAUCCGCAUCAUUCGUUUCCAAUCACAUCAAGGCUAUCUUUUAUGGUAGCUUGCACUUUCCCAUUAACUCGCCAUUCCUCAGAAAGCAAACCACCACAACCACCACCAGCAACCUUGCUCAUGCCACUGCUUCAAACUAA
Messenger RNA from Heterostelium album PN500, 828 nucleotides. RefSeq names its product adenylate kinase family protein (gene adkA). Gene Ontology annotation, biological process: ADP biosynthetic process. The record is from RefSeq and is a predicted model, not a curated record. Gene Ontology annotation, cellular component: cytoplasm; mitochondrion. The transcript is spliced from 2 exons. The coding region runs from base 1 to 828 and encodes 275 amino acids. Lineage: Eukaryota; Evosea; Eumycetozoa; Acytosteliales; Acytosteliaceae. Gene Ontology annotation, molecular function: ATP binding; AMP kinase activity.